Molecule: messenger RNA, 2595 nt
Organism: Aricia agestis (brown argus)
Lineage: Eukaryota; Metazoa; Arthropoda; Insecta; Lepidoptera; Lycaenidae
Product: zinc finger protein 354C-like
Exons: 5
Coding region: 134-1963 (609 amino acids)
Biological process (GO): regulation of transcription by RNA polymerase II
Cellular component (GO): nucleus
Molecular function (GO): RNA polymerase II transcription regulatory region sequence-specific DNA binding; zinc ion binding; DNA-binding transcription factor activity, RNA polymerase II-specific
Source: RefSeq, a predicted model, not a curated record
CAUAAAAUUUUAACGCUGCGGCUGUUUUGGCUUUUUAUCCAAAAGUUUUAUUGAAGUACAAGUUCUAAAAGUCAAGUAUUAUUCAGUCCAUUCUAGUACUUACGUGGUACUUACUUAAUUUUCGUUGUUUGGAAUGGAUGAUUUGUGUAUAACAUGUCUGAGUGCGGGUCGAAAUUUAAUUUACAUCGGUGGAACAGAAUUACAACAAAUAUAUUUACAAAUUCUGAAUGAACCUGUAACAAAAAUGCUAGAGUCCUAUCUGCAAAUCUGCUGGGAAUGUCAAGCAAUACUGAAUCGAUUUCAACAAUUCAAAACCCAAACUCAGAGCUGUUAUGCUGAGCUCUGGAAUCAUGUUCAACAGGGACUCACCCCUUUACAUUCCUUAGUAAAAACUCCAUGUUUAAAAAUGUACAGUGUUGUAAAUAUUCAUAUAACUGAUAAAAAUGGAGAAGAAGGCACACAUUUCGAACCAGAAACCUUUGCAGAUGAACUGAAAUUAAAAAAAAAGAAAAAAGUGUCUAAAAAGAGUGUGGAAUUGAAAAAGAAAAUGCGACACAAGGUAAAGAAAGAAAAAGUGAAAAAGGAACCUAUCAAACCAGCUUCAGAUAAAAGUGAUGAUGAAGAUCUCAUUGUUAAUGAUUUUAUGGAAGAUAAUGAUGAAGAAAAACCCUUAUCUGAGAUAGGCGGCAACCUUGUUGAGGUGGAAUUUGAACCACAAGUUGAACAGAACACAGAAGAACUCAAAGUAAUGUCGGCAGCGCAACGUAAGCGAGCUAAGGCGCUUGUGAAUACGUCUUGCCUCUUACAGAAUUAUGACGAUGUUGUUUCAUCGAUACCGGUGACUAACAAUGAGGAAGAGCUAAAAAUGGCAAUGAAUUCAAUAAGUCAAGAUGUUAAUGUAGAAGGAAUACCUGACAAUUUUAUACUGGACUGUUCUUUGGAAACAAUAUAUAAUAUGAGUGGAAUUGAUUUUCAAGAAAUUUCACACUACACGUCGCAGAUAGUUGAAGCUAAUCCUCCAAAAAAAUAUAAAACAACUCCCUCAGCUGUUGUUGACGCUGUACAACAAUUAAACAAUAAUGUAGAUUUAGAAGAAAUACCAAUAAACGUAAUUACAAAUGAAACAAAACAAGUUCCUACACAGAAUAUAGAGACACAAACAGAUUCUACUUCUUCUUGUGAUGAAUCCAUCAACAAUCAUAGUAGCAUUAACCAAGACCUAGAAGAUAUUAAUUCAAUACCAACGGAACAAGUCAACAAAAAACCAAAGCGAGGAAGAAAAAGGAAAUUUGAAGAUCAAAAUAGAGAAAUAAAAAAGAAACGUUGCAAUACUAAUGAAGAUUAUAUCAAUGUUAAAGGAAAAAAAGUGAAAAGUAAAACUUUUACUGGAAACAGCUUUGACUGCCACUGUUCUAAAAAAUGUACCGAAAAGCUAAGCGCAAAUCAACGUAAAGCUGAAUUUGAUAAAUUUUGGAGCGCAGGAUCAUACGAGGCUCGGUUUGCUUUAUUACAAGGAUAUGUCAAAGAAAACGCCAAAAAACGGUCUUAUUCUACAAAGUCUAAGAGAAUGUAUACAAGAAAAUAUUGUAUACAGAAUGUUGAUGUAUGUAAAAAAACUUUAUUAAACACAUUGGCAGUGAGUCAAUCAAGAGUCGACAUCGCUUUAAAGAAAAACCGGAACAAUGAACCCAUUGAUAAAAGAGGAAUAAGAGGAGGUCAGAACUCGAUUAAACCUGAGCAGGUAAAAGAUAUGAGAAAUUUUAUUGAACAAUUACCUAGAUACUCAUCACAUUAUUACAGAGAAAGUACAAAUGCAAAUUAUCUGGCACCCAAUUUAAAUCUUACAAUUUUAUAUGGCAAAUAUAAAGAUAAGAGCAGCAAUCCAGUAAGUUUUUCAAGAUUUAGACAGUACUUUGUUCAAGAUUUCAAUCGCAAAUUUAAAAAACCACAAAAGGAUACUUGAAAACUACUAUGGUGCGAUACUUGUAAAACCAAAUUAACAGGAGUGACAGGAGCUGAAAAAAAUAUUCUUGAAAAACAACAUCUGGAGCAUGUGGAUCAUGCUCGUGCUUUGAGAGAACAAAUGAAAAAAGAUUUGGCACUAGCCAAAACAGAGCAAUAUACAGAAACACAUUCGAUUUAGAAAAAACGCACAGCCUACCAAAGUUGCUGACUAAUGUUGUCUAUUAUAAAAGGCGACUUAAUUUAUACAAUUUAGGUAUACACUGUACAUGCCAAGGUUUUAUUUUUAUAUAUGGCUUGAAGAUCAAGCGGGAAGAUAUUUUAAAGCCUGGCAUAAAACGAUUAAUUCUUUGGUCAGACUCAUGUGGUGGACAAAAUCGCAGCAUCAAAAUGGUACUUGUUCUAUUACAUAUUCUUCAAAAUCAUCCCACACUAUAAGAAGUGAUUUUGCGUUUUUUACAACCAGGACACACAUUUACCAAAUGAUUCCGAGUUUGGAGAUGUAUAAUGUCUUUUAAAGAAACAAACACGGAUAUAGCCGACUUAAUUGAAGUUAUGAAAAAUUGUCACAGACAGAACAAAUUUAUUGUGAUUGAAAUGCCUAAAGAAGAUUUUUACUCCAUUUCCCCCAUU